CCUAGCGGUGCCUGUCAGAGCGGCUGGCGGCAGCGGCGGCUCUCGGGGCUGGGUUGUCAGUCAGUGAGCGGAGGGGGAAGAUGGCUCGCCGGGACGCGUUCUGUUAGCAGGAAGGGGGGCAGGUGGUGCUGCUACUCGGGAGGAAGCAGAGCAGCCGCGGUCGCUGUCGCCGCGAGGCACACUAGUCGAGGUUCUGAGGUGGAGCUCGGGGAGCCGCUCUGGUCGAAGGUCUAGAACAGAUGUGGAAAGAUGUUCACUUCAGAAAAAGGGGCUGUGGAGGAAUGGUUGUCAGAGUUUAAGACACUACCAGAAACAUCUUUAUCAAAUUAUGCUACAAAUUUGAAAGACAAGAGUUCUUUAGUUUCAUCUCUGUAUAAAGUUAUCCAGGAACCACAAAGUGAGUUGCUAGAACCUGUCUGUCACCAGCUGUUUGAAUUCUAUCGCAGUGGAGAAGAACAGUUGCUUCGAUUUACACUGCAGUUUCUUCCAGAAUUGAUUUGGUGCUACCUUGCAGUCUCAGCCAGCAGAAAUGUGCAUAGCAGUGGAUGUAUUGAAGCUCUUCUUCUAGGGGUUUACAAUUUGGAAAUAGUUGACAAACAGGGACAUAGCAAAGUAUUGAGUUUUACGAUUCCAUCUUUAUCCAAACCAUCUGUAUAUCAUGAACCUUCCAGCAUUGGGUCCAUGGCUCUGACUGAGAGUGCACUAUCCCAGCAUGGUUUGUCAAAAGUUGUGUACAGUGGACCUCACCCCCAAAGGGAGAUGCUGACAGCACAGAAUAGGUUUGAAGUGUUAACAUUCCUUUUGUUGUGUUACAAUGCUGCCUUAACCUACAUGCCCAGUGUUUCUCUUCAAUCAUUGUGUCAAAUUUGUUCAAGAAUCUGUGUUUGUGGCUAUCCCCGACAACAUGUAAGAAAAUACAAAGGUAUAAGUAGCAGGAUACCAGUUUCUUCAGGAUUCAUGGUGCAAAUGUUAACAGGGAUUUAUUUUGCCUUUUAUAAUGGAGAAUGGGAUCUAGCUCAAAAAGCAUUGGAUGAUAUUAUAUACAGAGCUCAGCUAGAAUUAUAUCCAGAGCCAUUGCUGGUUGCUAAUGCCAUAAAGGCUUCACUGCCUCAUGGUGCCAUGAAAUCUAGUAAGGAGGGUACAAGGUGUAUUCAAGUUGAAAUCACACCAACUUCCUCUCGAAUAUCAAGAAAUGCAGUAACCAGCAUGUCAAUAAGAGGUCAUAGGUGGAAAAGACAUGGAAAUACGGAAUUAACAGGUCAAGAAGAACUGAUGGAGAUAUCUGAAGUUGACGAGGGAUUUUAUUCCAGGGCUGCAUCUAGUACUAGCCAGUCUGGUUUAUCAAACAGUAGUAACAAUUCUAGUAACAAGACAAGUGUAGGAAAGACUCAGAGACGCUCAGCAGGAAGCAAAACUGGAGGAAAAGAAAAAGAAACUACAGGGGAGUCUUGCAAAGAUCACUUUGCCCGAAAACAAACUCAAAGAGCCCAGAGUGAGAAUCUUGAGCUUCUCUCUUUGAAGAGACUGACAUUAACUACCAGCCAAUCUCUCCCUAAACCUUGUAGCCAUGGUUUGGCUAAGACUGCUGCAACUGUGUUUAGUAAAUCCUUUGAACAAGUCAGUGGUGUCACAGUCCCACAUAAUCCAUCAUCUGCGGUUGGCUGUGGGCCUGGGACAGAUGCCAAUAGGUUUUCUGCUUGUAGUCUCCAAGAAGAAAAGCUUAUUUACGUUUCUGAAAGGACUGAACUUCCAAUGAAGCAUCAAUCAGGUAGGUUGUUUUCCUAUAAUUCAAAGCACACAUCAUUGACAACUUCCUGGAAAUCAUUGAAAAUCGUGCAACACAGCUCUCAAGAUACCAAUGUCAACCAUAUAAUACUGAAUUGUUUGUCGGAAAAUGAAGGAUAUUAGGUAAAUUUUUUGUUUAUAAAAUGUCAUAAUAGAAAAUAUAGAGAAAUAUGGACAAAGGACAAUUAUAUAUUAAGUAAUUUAGGUUAUUUGUAUUUGUGUUCUUAAAAUUAAAAUUAUAAAAUGUGAAAAAAAAGUUUUGUUUGUGAACAAGCCUAUUUUAAAUAUUGUUAUGAUAGAAAGAAUAAUCAAUGUAGUUGCCCCCAACCAAAAUAAAAAUUAAAAAGGCAAAAUGGCAGAAGCUAAACAAACCAGUAUGUACUAUGGAGAACAUGUGACCUCUAGAUAGACAUAAAAGUUUGGUGUUUGCUAGUGGUGGUCAUUUUGGCUAUGGUUGAGGUUCUCUGUAAAUUAAGUAUACUUAACUAAUAAGUCAGAGGGAGAGAGAGAGAAAGCAAGAAUGAGGAUGAGAGUAAGUUGAUUAGGAAGGAAGACCUAGGACGUCCCCUCUUUGUCGUUUUCACUGUUAGUACACAGUAGUUUCCUUAUUCCCAGUCCCUAGCUGUGGUCACACAGAACAUACUAGUUUUCAUUUUGUGCCUGCUUGUGCAGAGCUCAAAUGUAAAAAAUUUGUAUGUCCUGAGGAGUACUAAAUCAUACACCAUGAAUGUAAUUUUGACCGUAACUGCUUUGGCUACCAUUUUAAAUCUAGUUCUUAAAAAAGCAUGAACUAGUUUUUAUUCAUUAAUUCUGAAUAGAAUAUGGUUUUUAAUAUAAAUGAAUUUGAGGUUUUUAGUUCCAGUAAUAGAGAUGGAAUAAGAUCUAUUGGUAUAUAUUGUAAUAGUUUAAAAAAAAAAAAGACAACUAGACAGUGAAAGUUGAUACUGUAUUGAUUUAACAGGAAUCCUGUGUACAAUUUAAAAUAUUUUAAAAUGUCACUGUGAAUUUCCUAUUGUCUUUUUGUAAUCCUUUAACAAAGAAUUUCCCCUAAGCAUGUAGCUACUAAUAGUAUUGAUAGUCUUAAGAACUAAUUUAGAAGAUUGACAUUUUAAGCAAGUUAAAGUGCUUAGGAAACUUGUAGAAUAAGAUUGAGGAAACAGCUAGCACAAAUGAGAGAUCAGAUUUUAAUGAUCAACUGCUGUAAUGAUCUUCAUUUUGGUAUUAUUCUAGAUCAUUGCUGCUCCUAUGAUCUGAGGACCAGUAUGUAGUUGGCAUCACUAGGCAUCUUGUUAAAAAUGUAGAAUUUCAGAGCCUCUUUCGAUCUAUUGAAUCAUAGUCUGCUUUUUAACAAGAUCAUCAAGUGAUUUUUAUGCACGUUAAAGUUUGAGAAGAGAGUAUCAAAGUACAAAUUACCUAAUAUUUAGAAUUCUCAGUGUCUCACAAUCCUAGAUCAAGUAUGUUAGGUACUAAAUAUCGUAAUCUUCAUUGUUUUUAACAGCCAAUGAAUUUUUUAAUAGUGUCCAUGAUACUUAUUAGAUCCUUUAAUUCUAAAUUUUAAAUGACUUUCAUUUAUUUUUACAAUAAAAUGUAACAUUUUAUAUUUUUCUUGUUAACUAUAAAUGGAAUCAGCUACAGAUGCCUACAAUUUUAAUGCAAAGGGUACCACCCUUUUAUACAAUGCAGAACAAAUCUGCAUGUGUAUAUUCUUUUAAAGACUCUGAAGGCUUACUUAGUGGAGUGGAUCUGAAUUUUUGCUUCAAAUAAUUUGUAACAGUUGAUUUUCUGGGAUGCAAUGCUACGUUAACAGUAAAAUUAUUUUAUAGUACCUUUGAUACUGUUUCAAGUGAAGAUUAUACAUUUGAAAUUUUUUAUAGCAAUUAUUAAUAUUGGAUAAUGCUAAUCCCUUUACUCUCUUCCCAUUCAUCUUUCCAUAUUGAGUUGAAGUCAUGUUUGUAGGUUGUUUUCUUAUGAAAAUCCUAGAUGUAGCCAUUUGGUCGCAGAUCUCCUACAUAUCCAGAAUAAUACCCUUUACCACAAGAAGAAUUCUGCCCCAGCAUGGGUCCUUACACCCCAUACUUCGAAAUUGUAGUUCCAUUCCACAGUUUAAGCCAUUAGAGGUUCUUGAAAUUACCCAACCUCUUACUCUUCAAAUACCCAACUACUGGGAUAUUCUAGUGAAGCUGGGCCCCAGCAUUUGCCUUUGGAAUGAAGUAGGGAGAGAAAGUAGAAUUUUCAAGAGGAUCCAGGACAGUUGAGCACCCUGGAAUCCCUUGUACACCACCAUGGAACUUUUUAAGGCAGCUCUGUAGACUUGAGGGGUAGAAAUCCUCAGUCCUUAAAUGAUGACAAUUUGUUUUGAAAAAGCAAUAUUUCAUGGCCAUUUUCAAUUAUGAAUCAACUGCUUAGCAAACAUUACUUACUUACAUAAAAACAAGUUGAAUUAAAGGGAAAUAUAUUUUUUAAACCAAAAUAGAUAAAAACGAUCUCAGUUUUAAGGGAUUAUGCCUAUUUUGGAAGAAAAAAUUAAAAUGUUAAAACUUUUACAUUUAAAUUAUAAGAGAAAAAAUGUACUCUGAAACAUAAUUUUAAACAAAUAUUUAAAAUAAGGCUGUUUAACAUUUGAGUAUAGGCACAAUAAAUUUACACUUUAUUAAAGGGAAGCACAUCAAGGAAUCUAUAUGGUAAAUAAUGUGACUGAAAAAAUGUUUUUAAAAAAGCCAUUUAAAAGAAGGAUAAUAAUUUGAUGGGUAUAUAAAUUAAGCAUUGUAGAUAGAAAUUAAUGUAAAAUAGUAUCAACCCAACCUUUGGAUGAAAAAUAAAAACUCACUAUUUCUUUAAUUAGCAUGAAUUUAUACUUUUAGAUUAGUUGCUUAGUAAAAUUAUACUCAGUGCUUUGAGUUAUUCACAUUUAUGUUUAAUUUUGUUAAAUUCUUUAUCAGAACAUAAAUAUGUUGUCUUCUGUACUUUGUAACUUGUGCAUAUCUAAAGAGACUAGCAGUGAACAUUUUGGAAGAUGUUUUUGUGUGUUUUUUUAAUAGUAGAGUUCUAGAAUACUUGUGUCUUGAUAUGAAGUUUCUAUUAGUAAACUCAAGAUCUUAUUUUGCAUACCUUUGCUUCUUCCUCUAAUGUGGAGUUUUUUGUGUACCUCUUCUAAUCAUAUAGUGAUACUAAUCUUUUCAUAGUAAAUAUACUUGUUUCUAAUUGUAUUCCUAGAGUUUACAUUCCUGAAGAAUAAACUAUGACUUUGCAUAUUUUUAUGUGCUCCCUACCUUUUUAAGGCUAUGGAAAUAAACUGGAGUUUAGCUUUUUGAAGUUUUGUAUAUUUGUGUAAAUGUUGUCCAUAUGCAAUACUUUAUACAGCAGUGUUGCCUUUUGUUUUAUUGAAAAUAAAAACUGAAAAAAUA
Molecule: messenger RNA, 5189 nt
Organism: Canis lupus familiaris (dog)
Lineage: Eukaryota; Metazoa; Chordata; Mammalia; Carnivora; Canidae
Gene: HYCC1
Product: family with sequence similarity 126 member A
Exons: 12
Coding region: 250-1908 (552 amino acids)
Biological process (GO): phosphatidylinositol phosphate biosynthetic process; protein localization to plasma membrane
Cellular component (GO): plasma membrane
Source: RefSeq, a predicted model, not a curated record